Messenger RNA from Elgaria multicarinata webbii, 826 nucleotides. Its product is annotated as C-type lectin domain family 2 member B-like. The record is from RefSeq and is a predicted model, not a curated record. Lineage: Eukaryota; Metazoa; Chordata; Lepidosauria; Squamata; Anguidae. The transcript is spliced from 6 exons. Bases 396 to 761 code for a protein of 121 amino acids.
CACCCUAGGUAUUGUUUAAAACUCAAACUAUGAUUUAGUAGCGUCAAUUUGGAGGGUUUUGCUUUUAUUUCCUCUGCAGGCGGGAGGAUGGUUUUCCAACUAAUUCUGCCAUUGUAGGCUACUCAAACGUGGUGACUGCCUUCAAAGGGAAAGAGACUCUUGACGGGAACGAGGACGAUACGAUUAAGCUUGUGCCAUUUGAGCAGUGGCAUGAAAAUGUGGCGGAAAACAAGGAAAAAGACAAGCAGUCAAACUCCAGGAGCCAAACCACAUGGAUCCUUCUGGUUCUGUUCAUCAUCCAGAUUGUGGGCUUGGCCACGACCAUCUUCGUUUUUACAAGGGCGAAGCCCGACCUGCCGGCUGCUGUCACCCACUGUUGUGCACCUGGAUGGAUCAUGAGCCAAGGGAACUGCUAUCAGGUCAUGGAACUGGAAGGGGACUGGGGUGCCGGCCAGCACCACUGCUCCUCGCUUGGUGCCUCCCUGGCUGUGAUUGGAAACUUAGAGAAACUGAACGUUGCCGUGCACGACAAAGGCCCCCUGAACCACUGGGUCGGCCUCCUCCGAGAAACAGAAGAGAGCUGGAAAUGGCAAGACGGGACCGUCUUCAACAACCGCUUUGAAGUGGAAGGAGGUGAACGCUGCGCUUAUCUGAGCGAUGGGGUCGUGAGCAGCGCCGACUGUUCAGUCAAGAAGAAAUGGCUAUGCAGCCAGAAAGUGAAAAGAAGAGAUGGGAGCCAUGGUGAAUGCAGAGCGACGUGAAAUGCCAAGGCUGACAGUGUAUCGAAGGAACUUUUGGUGCUUCCCCGUGUUGCUAGCUGCCACUC